This is a messenger RNA of Tetrahymena thermophila SB210, 3144 nucleotides long. RefSeq names its product transmembrane protein, putative. The record is from RefSeq and is a predicted model, not a curated record. NCBI's taxonomy places the organism in Eukaryota, Ciliophora, Oligohymenophorea, Hymenostomatida, Tetrahymenidae. The transcript is spliced from 5 exons.
AUGAUAAGAAGAUUUGUAAAUAAUGCCUUAAUUCUAAAUGUUCAAGUUGUGAAGAUAACCUUUCAUAGUGUAUUUCUUGUAAAGCAGGAUCUUUCUUGUAUAAGAAAGAUUGCUAUGAUUCUUAGUAAUAAAAUACUUAUUGUAAUGAUAAAAAAAUAUGUGAAGAAUGUACAAACAAAAGCUCCGCUUUCCACUUAUUGCGAUGCAAAUUUAAUAUGUGAAUAAUGCACAAAUAUCCAAUGUGCUAAAUGUGAGCAAAAUAAAUAAGAUUGUAUCUCUUGUGACAAUAAAUAUUUCUAUGAUAAAAAUUGCUACAAUCAGUAACAACCUAACACUUAUUGCAAUAAUUCAAAAGUUUGUCAGUAAUGCAAAGAAGAUAGCUGUUUAACAUGCGAUUAUGUUAUGAUAAAUAGCCUGAGAGUACUUUUUGUGAUGAUAAGAAAAUAUGCCAAAAAUGCAAUAAUGGUUCAUGCUUAACAUGAUACAUGCUUUAGCUCUUAACCAGAAAAUACUUAUUGUGAUAACUAAAACAUAUGUAAAACAUGUCAAACUCCUAAUUGCCUUAAAUGUGAUGAAACUUUGAAUUAAUGUAAAUAAUGUAAUCCAAAAUACUUUUUAUAUGAGUCUAAAUGUACUAGCUAAUAGCCUAUUAACACUUAUUGUGAUAAUAAUCUUAUUUGCGAAAUUUGUAACAAUAAAGAUUGUGCUAAGUGCUCAAACGAUAAAUAAAAAUGUAUUUCUUGUGAGAAUAAAUAUUUGUACAACGAUAACUGUUAUGUAACAUAAUAACCAAAUACUUUUUGUAACAAUUAAAAAGAAUGUUAAAAAUGUAAGCUCGAAGAGUGUUAUUUUUGUGAUAACUAAUUAAUGAAAUGUAUAAAAUGUUAUGAUAAUAAAUAUCUUUUCUAAGGUUAGUGCAAAAGCGAAGAACCUAGUAAUACAUACUGUGAUAAAGUAACAAAAAUUUGCACUAAAUGUUCUAAUGAUAAAUGUAAAGAAUGCGAUAACAAUUUAAAAAGUUGUACAUCUUGCAAUUCAAAUCAAUAUUUUUAUAAUAGCGAAUGCUACGAAGAUAAGCCUAAUAAUACAUAUUGUGAUAAUCUAAAAAUCUGUAAAAAAUGCAAGGAUGAAAACUGUUAAAGUUGUGAUGAGAAUUUAGAAAAAUGUUUUAAGUGCUAUAAAUAAACUUACAUUCAUGAAUAAAAAUGCUAUUAGCAACAACCUAAUAAUACUUUCUGUAAUUAAUCAAAAGAAUGCAAACUAUGUUUAAAUAACAAUUGCAAAACUUGUGAUUUCAAUCUAACAGAUUGCGUGAGCUGUUUAGAUAAUUAAUAUCUAUUUAAUAAGUAAUGUUACAUUACAUAACCUAACUCAACUUUCUGUGAUGAAUAAAAGGUAUGCUAAUCAUGCUAAAGUGGUUGUAAAGUAUGUAAAAAUAAUCCAUAUAUUUGUGAGGAAUGCAUUGAUUAAUACUAUUUGUUUAAUGGAAAAUGCUCUUUCAAAUAACCAGAUUCUACUUAUUGUGAUAAGAGUACUCUAGUCUGCAAUAAAUGUGAUGAAACAUGCUUUUCUUGUAAUGGACCUACUUAAAAUGAAUGUACUGGCUGUGAUUAAACAGUUUUUAGAUAUGAUAGUUCAACUUCAAGAUGUCUGUGUAAAGAAGGAGGUUUUACAUAUGUAAAUACUUCACAAAAAUGUGAAAAGUGCAAAAUCAUAGGAUGUAAUGACUGCUAUCAAGAUAUAAAUAAAUGUAUCUAAUGUGGAGAAAAAAUGGAAUUUGAUAAAGUUACAUCUGAAUGCUAUUGUAAAGAUGAUUUAGAAAUUGUAAAUAGAAUGGAUAAUAAAUGUAUGAAAAGCAUUAUUCCUAAUUGCUAAAAAUUGGUGAGAAACAAAUACGUAUGUGAAAAAUGUAUUUAAGGUUAUGAAUAUGAUAUUUUACAUAAUAAAUGUAAUUUCUGCAAAAACGGAAAAUAUGCAGAUGAAAAUGGCUUAUGCACAUUACCUUGUUCUCCAGGCUGUCUCAAAUGUAGUUCACUAACAAAUUGUGUGAAUGUUGAUCCUAAUUACAAACCAUAAAAGCCUAAAUCAGAUGAAGAUAAUAAAGGAGAAAAAGAUGUUGAAUACACACCUCCAGAAAAACGUAUACCAUUAACAGAUUUCUCAGUUUGUCAUAUUUCUUGUCUGACUUGCUUUGGUCAAAAUUAUAAUAAUUGCUUAAAAUGUUCAUCAGAAGAAACAAGAGAUUAUAAUUAUGUAAAAUCAACUUGCAAUUGCAAAGAUGGUCAUUUAGAAGUGAAUAAAUAAGAAUGCUAAUAAUUCACUAAUCUUGAAAGUGCUAUGCUUAGUUCUUCAUAAGCUGCUUAAUUUUCAUCACUAGCGUUGGCUCUACCUACAUGUUUCUUGUUUUAAACUCCCUAUAUUUAUUAUGUAAUUUAAACGAAACAAUAUCUUGGCUUAAUGUCUAUGAAUCAUCCAAAGAAUACUGUGGCAGAACAAGUUUUAUCUUAAUUUAGAACAUAUAACUUUAAUUAUGAUAUCCCUUUAACAAUUAUUACAACUAGCAAUAAGCUUACUUCAGAUGAAAUCAAUUAGUUAUUUAUUUCUACUUUAAUUAUAUCAUGUUUCCUAAUAACAGGAUUAUUAUUUAAAUACUCUAGAAGUUCUUUUAGAGGCUAAUCUUAUUUAAGGUGGAACUUAUUCCUAUUAAUGGCAAGAAAUUUAACUUCUUUUAAUACAUAUAUAGUUGUUAAAUUUUUAUCAUAAAAUAAAGAAUCAAUAGGAUCUUCUGAAAUAGCUAUUUUUGUAUUUUAUUGUAUUAUACUAUUCAUAUACUACAUACAAAUUGCUUUAGGAAUUAAAAAUUAGAUAAAAAUUUUAAAUGACGCUCAUAGAUUUGAUAGUUAAAGCUAAAAUAAUUCAAGUGAAUGUGAUGUCUCAAGAGUAAUAAAAAAUGAUUUCUUAGAAGUAAUUAAAUUUAGCAAUCCUUUAGAAGAAGGAGUUAUAGUGGCAAAAUUCCAUUAAAAAGUCUCUUACUCUGUAAUCACAUAAGGCCUAAACACUUAAAAAUAUAUAAAUCUUUAUUUAUGGGCAAUUAUUGAGGCCAUUUUUAGGUAAAGCUCAUAAUAUGAUUUCUAUAUUUUCUGA